AUGUCAUACUAUCCAGGCCAGUACGGUUCAUACGGUCAACCUCCUCCUCCUCCUCAAUAUCCACCUCCACAACAAUCGUAUGGUGGAUACCCUCCUCCUCCUCAACCACCACAAGGUUCAUAUCCACCACCUCCUCCACCUCAGCAACAUCCAGGUCCAUAUCCACCACCUCCACCACCACAAGGUUCUUAUCCUCCUCCUCCAGGUGGUAACUAUCCACCUCCACCGCCUCCUCCAGCAAGCUCUUAUCCUGGUGCAGGUCCAUAUCCACCACCAGCAGGCUAUGCACCACCUACAACACAGCCACCUAACUACCGUCCCUAUGGCAAUGGCGCCAUUCAACCACCUCCAUACACUGGUGAGGAUCCUGGAUUCAGACCCAACGACCCAUCUCUUGCACAAGCGAAUUAUCCACAGCCCCCCAAUUCAAUGCAUAACGCCCAACCCAGUCCAGUACCUUAUGGUCCACCCGGUGGUGGUAACAUGGGCAAUUUUGUCAUGCAUGUCAAUCCUGCUAUGCAAAACCGACCUCCUCCGAAUUUCCAACUUUCCAACUGUCAAGGACGCAAACGUGCUUUGUUGAUCGGUAUCAAUUACUUUGGAUCCCCCAAUGAGCUCAAAGGAUGCAUCAAUGAUGUCCACAACUUGAAGGAGUUUUUGAUCUCCCUUUACCAUUUUCGUCAGGAAGACAUGGUGGUCUUGACGGAUGAUCAAUCGGACCAACGUUUUAUCCCAACCAAACAAAACAUGAUUGCAGCAAUGCAAUGGUUGGUUCGUGAUGCACGUCCCAAUGAUUCCUUCUUUUUCCAUUACAGUGGUCAUGGUGGAAGAGUUAAGGAUACGAAUGGCGAUGAAGAUGAUGGAUGGGACGAGACCAUUUAUCCUGUGGACCAUCAAAUGUAUCCUGGCAAGAAUGGCCAAAUUGUUGAUGAUGAUAUGCAUGAAAUCAUGGUGCGACCCCUUCCACCCGGUUGUAGAUUGACGGCGAUCUUUGAUAGCUGUCAUUCUGGUACUGCUCUUGAUCUUCCUUAUGUAUAUUCGACUCAAGGCACUCUCAAGGAAGCCAACUUAUUCAAGGAUGCAGGAUCUGGAUUGUUAAGUGCAGGCAUGGCUUAUGCAAGUGGUAAUAUUGGUGGUGCUCUAUCAAGUGUGAUGUCUCUUGGCAAAAACCUUCUCAAUGGCAAAUCCGUGGAUGAGCGUGUGAAACAAUUCAAGAGCUCGGCAGCAGAUGUUAUCAUGUUUUCGGGAUGCAAGGAUCAACAAACGUCCGCUGAUGCAUUCGAAGCCGGAAGGAGCACGGGCGCUAUGAGUCAUGCUUUCACCACUGCUUUACGUGCCAAUCCCCAUCAAUCGUAUUUGCAACUCCUUAAUUCUGUACGUGCAAUUCUUCGUGAAAAGUAUUCUCAGCGUCCACAACUAUCAAGCUCGCAUCCAAUUGAUGUCAAUUUGCAAUUUAUUUGCUAA
Lichtheimia ornata is the source of this 1464-nucleotide messenger RNA. RefSeq lists its product as uncharacterized. The coding region runs from base 1 to 1464 and encodes 487 amino acids. Gene Ontology annotation, molecular function: cysteine-type endopeptidase activity. The transcript has 11 exons. The record is from RefSeq and is a predicted model, not a curated record. Lineage: Eukaryota; Fungi; Mucoromycota; Mucoromycetes; Mucorales; Lichtheimiaceae. Gene Ontology annotation, biological process: proteolysis.